This is a messenger RNA of Pongo pygmaeus (Bornean orangutan), 2318 nucleotides long. It is a transcript of the gene PMP22, whose product is annotated as peripheral myelin protein 22. NCBI's taxonomy places the organism in Eukaryota, Metazoa, Chordata, Mammalia, Primates, Hominidae. The transcript has 5 exons. Gene Ontology annotation, cellular component: plasma membrane. The record is from RefSeq and is a predicted model, not a curated record. Bases 702 to 1184 code for a protein of 160 amino acids.
AGGGGCGAGGACCGCAUUACUUGGGAGAAAUGUCCUACCGGCUCUGACCGGCUGAAAUUCUCAGACUCAGCCUUUUACCCUCUGUCUCUCUCUCCCGUUCGCUGGACAUCUACUCCCUUCGGUCCAGGCUCCUGGGCUCCUGUCCCACCGCACCCAGACCGGAGCUGAGGCUUGAUGGGAUCCGCGUCCUGGCUUUGAGUGCCUGGGGUGCAGACUGGACCCCUAGGCGAGCACGUGGGUCUAGCGCAAGAGCGGAAUGCCCCCUGCCCCCAGGGGCUGCCUGGGGAAGCGCGCGGUGGACGGGAAGCGCAGGGUCCGGGCAAGCAUCCCGAGCCAUUCUUUCCUUUCCACACUACUCUGGCUCUGCACCGCCUUUCCGGAGCCGCCAGAGUCUGCGCGAGGCCAGGACCGUUCCUCUACGCUGGCAGAGUUGGGUGGAAACUUGGAGACCAACGGAAUGCGGACAGCACUGGGGUCUGGGAAACCAGCCUCCUCGCCGCUGUCUCCCCCACCGCAUGCCACGGCAGUCUCCAGGUCUCAGACGGAAAUCUGGGCGCCUACUCCCCUCAACCCUACCUCCACCCCAUAGGGGAAUUCACCAUCUGAACCGGGGUCUCGGAGAACGUGACCUCUCACCUUCCAGGGAGGUCGCCGGGAGGCGCUUGGGGCAGAAACUCCGCUGAGCAGAACUUGCCGCCAGAAUGCUCCUCCUGUUGCUGAGUAUCAUCGUCCUCCACGUCGCGGUGCUGGUGCUGCUGUUCGUCUCCACGAUCGUCAGCCAAUGGAUCGUGGGCAAUGGACACGCAACUGAUCUCUGGCAGAACUGUAGCACUUCUUCCUCAGGAAAUGUCCACCACUGUUUCUCAUCAUCACCAAACGAAUGGCUGCAGUCUGUCCAGGCCACCAUGAUCCUGUCGAUCAUCUUCAGCAUUCUGUCUCUGUUCCUGUUCUUCUGCCAACUCUUCACCCUCACCAAGGGGGGCAGAUUUUACAUCACUGGAAUCUUCCAAAUUCUUGCUGGUCUGUGCGUGAUGAGCGCUGCGGCCAUCUACACGGUGAGGCACCCGGAGUGGCAUCUCAACUCGGAUUACUCCUACGGCUUUGCCUACAUCCUGGCGUGGGUGGCCUUCCCCCUGGCCCUUCUCAGCGGUGUCAUCUACGUGAUUUUGCGGAAACGCGAAUGAGGCGCCCAGAUGGUCUGUCUGAGGCUCUGAGCGUACAUAGGGAAGGGAGGAAGGGAAACCAGAAAGCAGAAAAAGAAAAAAGAGCUAGCCCAAAAUCCGAAACUCAAACCAAACCAAACAGAAAGCAGUGGAGGUGGGGGUUGCUGUUGAUUGAAGAUGUAUAUAAUAUCUCCGGUUUAUAAAACCUAUUUAUAACACUUUUUACAUAUAUGUACAUAGUAUUGUUUGCUUUUUAUGUUGACCAUCAGCCUCGUGUUGAGCCUUAAAGAAGUAGCUAAGGAACUUUACAUCCUAACAGUAUAAUCCAGCUCAGUAUUUUUGUUUUGUUUUCUGUUUGUUUUGUUUUACCCAGAAAUAAGAUAACUCCAUCCUGCCCCUUCCUUUUCAUCUGAAAGAAGAUACCUCCCUCCCAGUCCACCUCAUUUAGAAAACCAAAGUGUGGGUAGAAACCCCAAAUGUCCAAAAGCCCUUUUCUGGUGGGUGACCCAGUGCAUCCAACAGAAACAGCCGCUGCCUGAACCUCUGUGUGAAGCUUUACGCACACACGGACAAAAUGCCCAAACUGGAGCCCUCGCAAAAACACGGCUUAUGGCAUUGGCAUACUUGCCUUUACAGGUGGAGUAUCUCAGUCACACAUCUGAAUGAGAAAUCAGUGACAACAAAUCUUUGAAAUGGUGCUAUGGAUUUACCAUUCCUUAUUAUCACUAAUCAUCUAAACGACUCACUGGAAAUCCAAUUAACAAUUUUACAACAUAAGACAGAAUGGAGACCUGAAUAAUUCUGUGUAAUAUAAAUGGUUUAUAACUGCUUUUGUACCUAGCUAGGCUGCUAUUAUUACUAUAAUGAGUAAAUCAUAAAGCCUUCAUCACUCCCACAUUUUUCUUACGGUCGGAGCAUCAGAACAAGUGUCUAGACUCCUUGGGACCGUGAGUUCCUAGAGCUUGGCUGAGUCUAGGCUGUUCUGUGCCUCCAAGGACUGUCUGGCGAUGACUUAUAUUGGCCACCAACUGUAGAUGUAUAUAUGGUGCCCUUCUGAUGCUAAGACUCCAGACCUUUUGUUUUUGCUUUGCAUUUUCUGAUUUUAUACCAACUGUGUGGACUAAGAUGCAUUAAAAUAAACAUCAGAGUAACUCA